Messenger RNA from Solea senegalensis (Senegalese sole), 1277 nucleotides. RefSeq names its product prefoldin subunit 2 (gene pfdn2). The record is from RefSeq and is a predicted model, not a curated record. Gene Ontology annotation, cellular component: prefoldin complex; cytoplasm. Bases 30 to 515 code for a protein of 161 amino acids. The transcript is spliced from 4 exons. Gene Ontology annotation, molecular function: protein folding chaperone. Gene Ontology annotation, biological process: protein folding. NCBI's taxonomy places the organism in Eukaryota, Metazoa, Chordata, Actinopteri, Pleuronectiformes, Soleidae.
GGGGUCCGUCUCAGCAACACCCUUCCAAGAUGGCAGCCAACAGCAGCAGCACGGUUAGCAAGCCGAGCGGCAGCUCUGGAGGAAAGCAGUCCGGUCCUUCGGCCGAACAGGUGGUGGCCACGUUUCAGAAGAUGCGCCAGGAACAACGCAGUAUGGCCUCCAAAGCUGCAGAGUUGGAGAUGGAGAUCAAUGAGCACAGCUUAGUCGUUGACACGUUGAAGGAUGUGGAUCCUUCGAGGAAAUGUUUUCGUCUAGUAGGAGGAGUUUUGGUGGAGAGGACGGUAAAAGAAGUUCUACCAGCGUUGGAAAACAACAAAGAGCAGAUAUCCAAAAUAGUCGAGUCCCUCAACACACAGAUGCAGACGAAAGGACGGGAACUGACAGAGUACAGGGAACGCUACAACAUCCGCUUGGUGGGAGAGGGUGAAGGACAGGGACAAGGACAGUCGGCGACGUCUUCCAGGGACAGCGAAGGAGGCGGCUCAAAAAGCGGUGCUGGGGUUUUAGUGUCUUAGUUUAUUGUAAUAAUAUAAUGCGACAGUAGGGCCUUAUGAUUUCUGCAGAAUUGAAGACACAGAGUCACAUAAAUUUAGUUUAAAAAAACAGAACUCUUGACAGGAUAAGUUUGGAUUUGGGGAUUGAACACAGAGCACUUGGUAUUGAAGUAAUUUGCAACAGACUUCUAUAUAAGUUCAGCAGUGAAUUCAUCAGUUAAAUCCAGCCUCUGGAUCAUGUUUCUGAUGAUUUUUCAUUUUAAAGUAAAUAAGUGCCUGCAAUUUUGUCAUUUGGGGUUUUGGACUAUCUGCUGACAAAGGCUGAUAUCAUAUGACUCUUAUGUAGGUUGAGAUUGUGCAGAAUAGACACUUCUUUGUCAAGGCAGAACAGGUUCUGGAAGGCUGUUUGACGACACAUGUUAUUCUCGUAAACAAGAUAUUAUACUGUAGACGCGUCACUAAGCAUCAAAGUGAAUCUGUCAAUUUUAUUCACCUUCUCUUGCUGUGACAUUUCGCACACAACUCGGUAAAUACACAAUUAAUGCAUGAAAGGAUGCUGGUUUCUAUCCAGUGUUCACUCAAGUCACACAGAUGUGACUGAAUAUACCCAAUAAUUCUUUUUUUUCUGUAGAUUAUGUUUGAUUUCAGAAAGACUUGUUAAAAGUCUAAAGUGAUGAAAAGCCUCGCAGGGCCUGAUGGUUACUGUCCACUCUGUUCAUUUAUCUGUAAGGGCAAAAAUGUUUUCAUUAAUGGCCAUGAAUUAAAGAAUUGUCACAAUUGUGA